AUAAAAUGUUUUGUAUUCAAUCAAAGAAUAAAUAGUCUUGCAAUAAAUAUAAUUAUUAAAUUAAAAGUGUUUUUGGCAAAAAAAUUGCGCAAUUACAUAAAUAAAAUUAAAAUUUAACAAGCAACAACGUACAAAGCGCACGCAUAAUAUUUCACCUAAUUGUUUUGACCGUAUUCACGGGCAUUCCAAACACCGUGAGGAUGAACCAACUUUAUUCAUCGACACUGUUACCCACCACCAAGAAGUUCCAUGGCAACGGCAAUUAGAAUUGGCUUCUAUUAGAAGACAACGACUUAAAACACAAAAGUCGUCUCUGCACCGCUGGAAGGAGGAAAAUGACAUUAAACAAAUGGACUGGCCGCCACAGUCACCCGAUUGCAAUCCGAUCGAAAAUGUUUGGCCUAUUAUUAAGGCAAGACUUCGUGGUAAAACACACAUUUAACGCCAGUGGAAAAGUUUUCAACGUGAAUAUGCUGAAAAUUUGAGCAAAAGUAUGCCGAAUAGAUGUGCCCGUGUGAUCGAGAAGACAGGAGAAUGGAUUAAAUAUUGAUUGUGUGCGCCGUAGCUUAGAGACCAAAUGAAACAUCAAUAAUUUUUUUUAUCUCAACAUCGUGUGUUUCAUUUAAAUUUUGUUUUUAUGUGAGUUCAAAUUUAAGUAAAACAUAUGUAAUAAAUGCAUGUUGUUGAUCACAGUGCGGAAAAGUUCAUCUUACGGAUGUAAGACAUUUUAUUUUAUGGUAUGAGAGGUUUUUAUAUGUAUUUACGAGAGAAGUGAGGCUGGAUAGAAAAACGUUAUCCUUGAUGACACUUACGAUCUCAAACCGAAUGAAUUCCACUCCGAAACUUUCGUACACAUAAUAUAUAUUAAAUGUAUCAAUUGUUUGCUUUGUUAAUGUAAAAACGCAAUACUGUCAAUGGCUACUGUAGGUCUGAUAUCUGAUUUUAAUAUUUAAUAAAUAACUCUGUUUGCCAGUUUUGGAGCAGUUACCUUUGGCUACCUAAUCAGUUUUUUCUUUGUUCAUUUCAAAGUGAGAGUUUCAUAUAAGCAAAGCAGGUAUUCAAGUUUUUUGGUGUCAAAGAUGAAGAAUUCAAUCGAUUACAGUUCAUGCCAUUUGAGAUAUUUUCCCGGUCGUGUUGCUGCAAAAAGAGCUCUUGAAAGAUAUGAUGUCUUUGUAAAUUUUCCGGAAAGCUCUGAACUUAAUAGUAUUAAAGAAAUAUAUAAAACAGAGAGUUCAAUUCAAAACAGCAGCUCAAAUGAACAUGUCUUUGAUCAAAAUAUGCAACAAGAAAGCAAUGGAAGUUUUGUGACUCAAUUGCCACAUUACUCCGAACAGUCAAAUGGACCAUUUCAUUUAGAAGCUACUGAGAAACCAGAAUCAAAAGAACCGAUAAACCCACAAGAGCAAGCUGAACAUUCACAAAAGUCUAUAGCACCAGACACAAAUUCAGAGAAUUUCAAUGAAUCAACGAUUCUAAUUGAAGCUGUGGUACCAAAGGACUUACCUGAUCCACCACAUUCACAAAUGGAAAUUGCAAUAGUACCUAGUGAUCAGAUUGCAGAGACAGCAUAAGACUAAAAGGAAGAUAUUGUUGAUUUAUUAUUUGAUUUCCUUUGA
Messenger RNA from Contarinia nasturtii (swede midge), 1616 nucleotides. RefSeq lists its product as uncharacterized. The transcript has 3 exons. Bases 1080 to 1571 code for a protein of 163 amino acids. The record is from RefSeq and is a predicted model, not a curated record. Lineage: Eukaryota; Metazoa; Arthropoda; Insecta; Diptera; Cecidomyiidae.